This is a messenger RNA of Harpia harpyja (harpy eagle), 9947 nucleotides long. It is a transcript of the gene RPS6KA2, whose product is annotated as ribosomal protein S6 kinase A2. Lineage: Eukaryota; Metazoa; Chordata; Aves; Accipitriformes; Accipitridae. The record is from RefSeq and is a predicted model, not a curated record. Gene Ontology annotation, molecular function: magnesium ion binding; ribosomal protein S6 kinase activity; ATP binding. Bases 452 to 2653 code for a protein of 733 amino acids. Gene Ontology annotation, biological process: intracellular signal transduction; protein phosphorylation. The transcript has 21 exons.
AAGAGCCUGCCUGAGAGGAGGGAGAGUGCAAAGCAAUAGACACAUCUAAUAUUUAUCUCAGACCUGCUACGCUGGGACGCAGGAGCUGUCAUCUGCCGGAGCUGAUUAUACAUGCAGCCAGAGCCCAGCCUGAUUGGAUGUAGUAGGACCUAAGGCGACGGGGAGAGGGAGCGGGGAGAGAGUUCGCCUUGCCGCACCGAAAUGUAAACAGCGGGAAGCGAGCGGGAGUAGCACGCCUUUAUGCUCCGGAGAGCAAGCCGCCGGCUGUGGGCUCCCAUGGCUCCGGCGACGUCCCUCUCGCGGGUCUAGCUGUGCCCGGCUUGAUGAACGGGAGCAGACACCUCGGAGGAUCUCCUGCCCGUGGAUAGAAAUAGGGGCCAUCGGGAUGCGCUAGUUUUCUCCGGCGACGACGCAGCUCCUUCGUGCUCCACACCGCAGCCGGGACGGGGCGAUGGACAUGAACAUGAAGAAGUUCACGGUGCGACGGUUCUUCUCAGUCUACCUCCGCAAGAAGUCUCGGUCAAAGAGCUCGAGCCUAAGUAGAUUUGAGGAAGAAGGUAUCGUGAAGGAAAUAGACAUCAGUCAUCAUGUGAAGGAAGGUUUUGAAAAAGCAGAUCCUUCUCAGUUUGAGCUGCUGAAAGUAUUAGGACAAGGUUCAUAUGGAAAGGUAUUUCUAGUGAGGAAGAUCAAAGGAUCUGAUGCGGGUCAGCUUUAUGCCAUGAAGGUACUUAAGAAGGCAACUCUGAAAGUUCGGGAUCGGGUACGAUCAAAAAUGGAGAGAGAUAUUUUGGCAGAAGUGAAUCAUCCUUUCAUAGUCAAGCUUCAUUAUGCAUUUCAGACAGAGGGAAAGUUGUAUCUAAUACUAGAUUUCCUGCGGGGAGGGGACCUUUUCACAAGACUCUCCAAAGAGGUGAUGUUUACAGAAGAGGAUGUCAAGUUCUACUUAGCUGAGCUGGCCUUGGCGUUAGACCACCUCCAUGGUCUUGGAAUUAUUUACAGGGAUCUAAAACCAGAAAACAUUCUUCUUGAUGAAGAGGGCCACAUUAAGAUAACAGAUUUUGGUCUGAGUAAAGAAGCCAUCGACCAUGACAAGAGAGCGUAUUCAUUCUGUGGGACAAUAGAGUAUAUGGCCCCAGAGGUGGUCAACCGGCGAGGACACACACAGAGUGCCGACUGGUGGUCUUUUGGCGUACUCAUGUUUGAGAUGCUGACAGGAUCGUUACCCUUCCAGGGAAAAGACAGAAAGGAGACAAUGGCACUCAUUCUCAAAGCCAAGCUGGGAAUGCCGCAGUUCUUGAGCAUAGAAGCCCAGAGCCUGCUGCGAGCCCUCUUCAAAAGGAACCCCUCCAACAGAUUAGGUGCUGGAUUCGAUGGAGUGGAAGAAAUUAAACGUCACCCUUUCUUUGUUACUAUAGACUGGAACAAACUAUACAGGAAGGAAAUCAAGCCGCCUUUCAAGCCCGCAGUGGGACGGCCAGAAGACACCUUUCAUUUUGAUCCAGAGUUCACAUCUCGGACGCCCACGGAUUCCCCGGGUGUUCCUCCAAGUGCCAAUGCUCAUCAUCUUUUCAGAGGGUUCAGCUUCGUUGCUUCUAACUUGGUGCAGGAGCCAGCACAGCAAGAGGUGCACAAAAUCACCGUCCAUCCAAUUGUGCAGCAGUUACAUGGGAACAACAUUCACUUUACAGAUGGAUACGAGAUCAAGGAGGACAUCGGAAUUGGCUCCUAUUCAGUGUGCAAGAGAUGUGUUCAUAAAGCUACAGAAACAGAGUUUGCAGUGAAGAUAAUUGAUAAGAGCAAGAGAGACCCCUCUGAAGAAAUUGAGAUCCUCUUGCGAUAUGGACAGCAUCCAAACAUCAUCACUCUUAAAGAUGUAUAUGACGAUGGGAAAUAUGUGUACCUUGUGAUGGAGCUGAUGCGGGGAGGCGAGCUCCUGGACCGCAUUCUUCGGCAGAAGUGUUUCUCAGAGCGGGAGGCCAGUGCUGUGCUGUGCACCAUCACCAGGACUGUGGACUACCUGCACUCUCAGGGCGUGGUGCACCGAGAUCUCAAGCCAAGUAAUAUCCUCUACAUGGACGAGUCAGGAAACCCAGAUUCCAUCAGGAUCUGUGACUUUGGGUUUGCCAAGCAACUGAGAGCGGAGAACGGGCUGCUCAUGACUCCCUGCUACACAGCCAACUUUGUGGCCCCUGAGGUCCUUAAACGCCAAGGUUAUGAUGCAGCCUGUGACAUCUGGAGCUUGGGGAUCCUGCUGUAUACCAUGUUGGCAGGGUUCACUCCUUUUGCAAAUGGACCAGAUGACACCCCAGAGGAGAUUCUGGCCAGGAUUGGCAGUGGCAAAUACGCACUUACAGGAGGAAACUGGGAUUCAGUAUCUGAUACUGCAAAGGACAUUGUGUCUAAGAUGCUUCACGUAGACCCUCAUCAGCGCCUCACAGCAGUCCAAGUCCUAAGGCAUCCAUGGAUAGUGAACAGGGAAUACCUGUCUCAAAACCAGCUCAGCAGACAGGAUGUUCACCUGGUGAAGGGUGCAAUGGCAGCCACUUACUUUGCUUUAAACCGAGCACCUCAGGCACCAAGGCUGGAGCCUGUAUUGUCCUCCAAUCUGGCUCAGCGGCGGGGCAUGAAAAGACUUACCUCUACCAGGUUGUAGCAGUACCCCCAAAAGGCCUCUUUGAAAAAUCACCAUUUAUUAUUUGAGAAAUUCACCUUUACUUGGCUAGCAGAACUUUUUUGGACAACCUGCACAUGAAAUCGCCAGAACUAGCAGAAGCCCAGCGUAAGGCAAAGUUCUCCUUUGCUCUGUCAUUUCUUUUACAUUCCAGCCAGGGUCCCGAGUUUAACAACUUCAUAAAGAUGUGCCAAUUUUGCCAGUAGCUCUGUUUCCUUACUGAGAUAAAGCCAAAUAAAGUAGGUGUGCUCCAUCCUUCCCACCCUAGGAAUUACUAUUUCUGAGUCCUUAAGAUGUUCCAUGGGAACACUGUUUUCAUUUUGUUUCUCAAGAAAAGCACUUUUUGCUAUGAAGAAUGAAGUCGAGUUUGAAUGUCUUCAGCUGUUGCAGCAUGCAUCACGAGGAAGUGACUUGGCCGGUCACCAGUAGACAUCUACUGAUCUCCACUCACCCCAGGAAGAGUGAAGGCUGCAGAGACACAUGAAUAAUACCUUACUUGAAACAAGUGCUGUACAACAUGAAGGAGAGUGAGCUGUCAGUGGUGGAAAUACCUUCUGAUUUCAAGAGAUCUUUUGCACUUUGCCCCUGCCUUCUCUGGAACGAUGCCAGCACCGCUCAAGCAGCGUGUGCCACCAGCCCUGACUUACUUGGAGGUCUCCGAGAGCAGAAAACCUCUGAGAAACUCCUCUGAGGUCCUCUGAGGAAAUUAUUGGGUCUUAUGAGACUGUGGGAAAGCGUUCUCGUAAAACAGUGCGAGUAGGAGCUUGUGGAUCAGGGGAGAAAAAAGUGCCUGGUCUUGGCCAGCGACCAGGAGGUCUGGAAGGACUAGGUGAGGGGGCUGGGGAACCGAGCAGAGGCAGGGAAAGGCAUGGGAUACUCUGAGGACAGUGGGCAAAAAGACCCGUGGCAGCAUGCUGGGGAGCACUGCCAAAGGGAAUAGGGUGCAUGUGCCUGGGGGGCAAACUGGGACUCCCUUUAAAAGCGAGGGAUGGUCCCUCCUCAGCAGCGGGUGCAGAAGAGGGUGGGUGGGCAGCUGGGCUGCCGAGGGGCCGGGUGGGUCGGUGCAGCCGUCCUCCCACACCGUCUCCAGGUCUGCUCACGGAGACCGGCUCUGGCGGGCCAGAGUGCCACCCUGGGGCAAGCGAGGCCUUUUCCAGUCAUUGCUCCCUGCCCUUCCCUGGCUGCUCACCCAAAUCCGCCUCCGUUGCCCGACGUUUCAUGUCCCUGCCUGGCCGUUCUGCUCUAGCAGAGCUAAACUCCCUGUGCCACGUGUGUGCGGAGAGUACCUGCUUCUGAAGAGUCCAGCUAACUCUGUUACAAGCUUUAAUAAUAAUAAAAAAUUAUGAGGAGAAACGGGAGGAUGCUCUGCUUUUAUAUUUAUAUAAAUAUGUACAUGUGUAUUUAUAUACAUAUAAAAAAAAAGUUCUGUACCCUAAUACCUGGAUUUUCCAGGUUCAUGGAAAGAAAACUGUGUUGAAACCAUCUCAGCAAAACGGACCUUUUUUCUCAUUCCCUGAUUUCAAAGAAAGUGAGCAAGGUUUGUGGUGCCAGAUGUGAACUAUUUUUUUAUUCUUUUUCUUACCCAUCUUGGCUUAUGGUGGUCACAAGCUGACCAGGAUACUGCUUUGUACUGCUUUUGUUAAUUUUUAUUUUCCAAGUAAAUUUUGUCACCUCAGAUGCUUUGUGGGAAAAGCUAAUACACUAUGUUGGCUUUUUUUCUGCUGUGAUGGGAAAAAAAGGAAAAUGUGAACAUGGAGCUUCAUAUGCUAGAGAUGGUAAUUUUUCCUUGCUGGGUAGUAUGUGUGUCUCAGUGCUGGACUGGAAUUAUCGGAUCAUUGCUUCAGAGUGUCCAAGGGAACAAGGAGUUGCAUUUGCUAUAGCAAUAUGCUUCCUAAAACAAGCUCUGUUCCAAUGUUGACUGAAAUUUGUUUGUUUGCAUUAGUCUAUUUUUAAAUUUAAAUUUAUUCUUAAUAAUUUAAACCGAUAUUUAAUGUUCAAGUUUAUGUGCUGUGCACAGAGGACCGCUGCAAAGCAGCUCUCCUUGAAGCCCUUCUCUUUUCCAGAAUAAACAAUGCUGUGAAACUUCACACAGUGGCUGAAUUGGCUUGGACUGAUGCGUGCAAACACACGCAGGUGUGUGUCUAUGGUUAUAUACGCAGCAGCCCUCAUUCUCUCCUCUGGCUAAGCUGUGCUCAGUAUCAGCUUUUUGUUGCCUUUACACUUUUCCUCUUCUUAGAAGUUAAGUCUCAUAUAUUUCCGCUAGCAGCACACUGCGAGGCGAGUCCACGGGCAAGGGAUAUCCUGGCUGAUGCAGAAAUGCUCUGGCCAGCCCUUGUUUCCCUGUAAGUGACUUCUGUCCUGGAAGAAGGCAAGGUGGGCACAAGGAUGCUAAGGGCAACCUGGAGGGAAGGCUGGAUUUUCUGGGGUCCCAGCUGAUUUGUGCUGUUUCAACAAAAUAUAUUUUUAAUGGUCAGUGUAAUUGUAUUGUAUGUGGGCAGAAAGAGUGUUGUAAAUAUUAUGUACAGUUUUUGUCUCCCCCUGAGAUUUCCUGGUCAUCUUUCAUUGCUUCAGUUUGCUUUCUCUUCACAGCCAUCGGAAACAGUCUAAUUCCUUCUUGAUAUACUCAGUCUUAAUUCUUUGAGCAGUUUUUUCAUCUGAAUAUUAUUGUAGGCCAAGCUUACAGGAUGUUGCUCUUCCUGAAGUUUAAUGGUUUAAAUCUCUCCCUGAUUUAGCUCUUUCUAACCCACCAGCUAUCACCCUAUUAACCAUACAAGGUUUUGGCCACAUACAGAAUGAUACAUGUUGAUGCUCAUUAAUUAUUUUAUAAGCCUAGAAAUUACAUAUGAGGGGGUUUACUUAUUAAGAUUUUAUUGCCAGUGCAUCCAGAUGUAUGCACAUGUGUAUUUAUAUGUAAAUACACAAAAAAAGUGCUGUCCCAACUUGUCCAAAUGAGGAUAGAAGUGUAGUCAGUGCUUGAGGUGAUACUUAGAAGAGUUUUGUCUGUUUGCGGCAUUCUUGAAAAUCUGUCAUUGAAAACAGUAGUGGUUACUCUUGGUGUGGAUAGGUGGCUGUGCCCAUCCAUGGAAGAAGCUGUCCUGUCCAGCCUCCCGUCUGUCCCAACCGUGCAUCCCCGUGCACCCCCAAGGCAGAUCAGCCCCCCCUCCCCAAGACUUGCCAUGGGAGGUGCUUUUCUGAGGGUUUUCUGGCCUGUUUCAGUCAAGAUGAACCCAAUUAAACCAUUUCCACUGUCAGUCUUGCUGAUCCAGCUCACUUGGACUGAAAUACAAGAGCCUCCAUCAGCAAAUCCAAGGGAUGGUCGCUCCUGGCAGAGAGGGAGGAAUAGGCCGUUGGCACUCGUUAUUUCAGACUGAUGGCACCUGCUGCUUCCCCUGGCCCAGCUGGAUCCAGGCGAAGAAGCACGGCCAUGGCCUAAUUACUGCUACGGCUGCUUUUAUACCAGCAUCUCCUUUCCAGACUCCUUGCUACAGUAUAGCUCAGCAAUAAGCAUUUAUUCUUUCCAGGAGAAAACUUAACUGAAAAAAGCUUAGCGCCUGUCUUUCUCUCUCUCUUUCUCUCUUUUUAAUCUUAAGGGACUUUUACUAAAUGUUAUGUUUAACUCCUGAAAGUCUAAUAAUCACUUUGAAUUAGAUCAUACCAUCUUGCAGGUUAAUAGUCCACAGAGUGACGGAGUGCCUUAGGCUAUUACAAAAAGUAUAGUUACAUUUCUGAGCCAUCACGGCAUGCAAAACAACGACCGUCCAAGGCAUACUGAAGUGUAUGUGUCACAGACAUAGUCAGCUCCUCUGGAGAGCCACUUUGAAAGCUGCUGAGGAGAGUCUGCCCGGCAGGGAGGAGGCAUCUCCCCACACUUGGCAGAGCUGGACCCCACCUCGGCAGCUCCAGGACUAUGAUGAAACCAGAAGGCCCCGAUGAAGAAGGUCGUGGGAAGUUACCCCAGUUCCUACACAGCACCACAGGUUGUGUAUAUGGCAAAGGUGGGGGAGAUGCUGCUCAGAUGGAGGGCUGACCCCCGCCUCCAGUUCCCCAUGAAUUUUUACUUGUUUAAAAUCUGUUUAAUUUUUUCUGAGCCAGUUUUAACAGCAGAUAGCAUUUAUAAAGCCUGACUUUUUCAGCAAACCACAAGUGACCCUCACAGAUACUUUGUAAUCAAUCUCUACAUCCAAAAAAAAAGUCCAUCUGACAAUAGGUUCUGGUUUGCUUCUCCAGAAAAUCAUCUUCAGCAGCUCCCUGAGAUGGCCCCGGGUACUGGGGAUAACCCAGGCACAGAGAGCUGGGAGAAGCACGUCUUGUGUGACAUGACGUUGUGACAUGAUGUUGUGUGUCACGCUCUUACAAAGUACCAAUUGUGUGUCCCUGUGCUUCGUCUAACCCUGAAUGUACCGGGACUCUUCUCAGCCAGACUUAGGCCUGAAUAGGUUUUGGACUGAGUUUGAAAGGGACAAUAAAUCUGUUGGCUUACAGGGUAGAUCAGGCUCCAUUAGAAAUCAGUAUGCAGAUCUUUAAGGGACAGGCUGGUUUUGCCUGCGUAGUGCAGUGCUCUCUCUAACAACUUGUACCCGGCUCUGGUACAUCCAAAUACAUCCGAACCUUGGUCGAGCAUGGCAAUUGCUGUGUGUCUAUGAUACGAAUUACGCCAGGGCUUGGAUCAUCCCCUAAGCCACGAGUGCCACAAGGGUUUCUCAUGCCGCCGGUCCACAGAGCUUAUGCCAGCAUAUGCAAGUGCUGAUGCUAAAAAAAGGCGGGCAGUCACUCUCUCUUGACCUCAGCUGCUCGUCUGUCCUGUCGCACCUCCCUUAGCCAGGUCACCACGGGGCAAAGCAAAAGUUUGUGCAUCACAACAAGUGGCUGGGGACAGCAGGAAGGCAACAGCGUCUUUUUUGCCAGCAGUGCUGUCAACACAUUGGUGUGGCUACAGCAUCGGUGUCACCUCUGUCCCUCUGUUUCUGAGUUACGCUGAGCUGAGCCCAGGUGUGGCUCAGAGUCAGGGCGAUAAAUGAUGGGAUGUUUGUAUAGCAGCAGGUCACCAGUGCCAAGCUGUGCACACAGAGGGGAUCAACACGUCCAGGCUUCUGAAAAUUGGCCACAAGUUCAUAUAAAUGCCCUGAAACCAGAAGGUGUAGGGCCACAGAUGACAUGCCAUGGGGACAUAAUGUUGACUGUGUGUAUUUUUGCCACCAUUGCCUUUAUAAAAAGGAUAGAAAAAAUCCUGGGGUUUGCUUUUAAAUUACCCAUUUUUACAGAGGAAAUUCCUGAUUUUGUGGACUGCUACAGCUUUCUAGAUCCCUAGUAGGAGUAAGGCAGACAAACAUGGAAGAUCAAGCAGAUUGCUAUAGCAGAAAAUGAGAUAUCUUAGCUUUCACUGGAAAAUUAUUUUCAUUCAGGUGUUUUAAAGCUGUCUUAAGAUGUGUGUAGCAAAAACACCAAAGCAAAUAUUUAGAAGCAAAGUUCUCUCUACAGAUGGUGCCUUUAAACAAGAGCCACGUGAGCUCCAGGGUCACAUAUCUGAAUCUUAAAAGAUAGGCAAGCAGCACAGCUGGGCCAACCACCUCAGAUACUCCUUACAGUAAAAUAAAAAGGCCAAAAAUAAUGUUAAUAAGACGCUUUAUUAUAGUUCAUAAAAAAAGGAAAAUGUGCAAGCCCAUUUUCUUUUCCUCUUUUGAAGCAUACAUCAUAAUGCUUUAGAAGUGUGUGUUCUGAACUCCUAGCUGACACUGCCCCAAGACAUUGUGGCUAAGCUGCUUCUGCUACCUCAGUUUCUCUGUGAACAGUCCCACACUCCCCCCUCCAUGUCUGCCCACGACAGACACAAGCAACAAUUGUGCAUCCUCUUGUAUUCUGAAAGUUAGCAAAAAUUUGAGUGUUUAAACUCAGAAGAUAAAGUGAAGUUAAAAGUGAGGUUCUCACUGUGUACAGAACUAAAAUUCUCAGUAUUUAGGUGAAGGGUGGGUAGAAGCCUGUGCAGAACAAGAAUGUUACAGAGCAAAUAAAGUCACAGUAGUUCUUGGAACCAGAUUUUAGCUAAAAUCUAUUCAUAAGUUUUGUGAGCCUAGACCUUGCAUUUCCAUGUGCAACUAGGUGACAACACAGGCACGUCAGCCAGCUAACCAGGCAUCUGAUCAUGCGUGUCAGUACAGGCUUCCACAUGGAAAUGUUUUGCAGCCGAAGUUUAGAGUCUAAAAUAAGAAUUUGGCCCUUGGCAUCAGCCUGUGUUGUGUAAACCAUGAUGUUCAGUGUUGAACUGUACAACCACUGCUUCUUGCUUUGGUAUACAUAGUUACAGAGUCAAUUUGUGCUCUAUUAUGUCUCCUAAAUGGAUGUUAUGGUCAUAGUUUUCAGAGACACUGUAGCCUGAAAGACAAAUGAAGAAAAUGCAUGCCCUCUUUGAUAAAGGCAAAUUUUGAAAGGAGAGGCUGGAAAUAAGCAUUUUGAAGCGCAGAAAAUGAAAACCAGUUGCUAAAAGAUUGUUUCUGAUUUGCUACUCAGAGCCAAAUCUUGCCUCCUUCACUCUUGUUGUAUUAGUUCCUUAAUCCAUAUGCACCUUCACUGAAAUGAGGGGGACAGCUCAGAGCAGGGUCUUCUUUUCUGUCGCAGUGGGGAGUCUGGCCAUUACGUCGUGAUGUGUGCAAGGGGUUUUCUUGGGUAGUAUUAAAUGAAUUUGACAAAAUAUGAACCUAAAUCUAGCACUUUGUUUACAGGCUCCAUAUUCAUGUUUACAAACAAUGAUUCUGAGACUCACGCUUUUUACAUUUCCUGUAUGAAAAGGGCAGCCAGUGUACAGAUAUUUAUUACGUUUACCAGCAUUUCUGAAUAGAUUUUUUUUUUAUAGUACAUGGUUUUAUGAAGUGUAAUAUUUUUAUAGCAGAAUGAUGAUCUUUGGACUUUCUAUAUUGUUACCUGCAACUGUUUGCAAAUAAGCUCUUUGCUCCCUUUUUUCUGUGCACUGUAUCCAGUGUUGCUGCUGCUACUGUUGUUGGCCUCAGCUGCUGCUGCCCCGCCGUGACGUGGGCUGAUGGUAUUGUGAAACUGUGCAAACUUAACUUCAAAGAGCUGUGAUUGUGCUGAAGGGCUGGCUGCGUGCUGGGUCCCUCCCGGCAGAAGGGAUGGGGAGCUGUACUCUACCAGGGCAAGAGUUUACUGUGGAUAGCCCCCCCAGGAGAAGCCUCAGUGCUCACCUUUGUCUGUACUCCGCCGUUUUUGGCUUGGCAUGCCCAUCCUUUCCUUUCUUUAUAAAGAAAUAAAAAAGAAAAAAAAAGGA